GGCCAAAACGACUGACGACAACGGAAGUGAUUGAAAGGGGAAAAAAUGAGAAAAUCAUUUUGGAAGUGGAGUGUAAAUGCAUUGCAGCCAGAACAGCACAGUGGUUGAAUUUGGUUUAUCUGUAUCCGGGGUUUAAUAAAUGAUUAUUUUAUUACUGAAGACAGCGCUCGGGUUUAGAAGGGAAGCUGUUCGGGUUUUGUAUACUAUAAGUAUUGUUCUCACCACUGCGUUUGACGCUUUUGUGCCUUUGUCGUGUUCAGAAGAGAAUCGGCAACUGGAGCGCCAUCACUAACCGUCUUAAAAACAACACAAAAAAUUACAAUAUCAAACCAGUAGCAACUGUAUUUAUAUGUAUGCGGAAGCUUUACUUCACGAAGAAGAAAACGCGUACAAGUCUGAUCUCUUCUUGGAGAGUAAGCUUUUUUUUUUCUGAAGAACUGAAGAGGAUUUUUUUUUUUAAUUGAGCAAAAUGUGUACCUCUUGUUUGGGACAGCUGGCGUGUUGCUGUGGUUCAGCCGCUUGCUCGCUCUGCUGUAGCUGCUGUCCGAAGAUCAAGCAGUCCACUGGAACCCGCUUCAUGUACGCACUCUACUUUCUGCUGGUCACUGUCAUCUGCGUCGUCAUGAUGUCUCCCACAGUGGCGGAAGGGAUGAAGGAACACAUUCCCUUCUACAAGGACCUGUGUGAACACAUGAAGGCCGGUGUGAAUUGUGAAAAGCUGGUGGGUUACUCGGCCGUCUACAAAGUCUGCUUUGGGAUGGCCUGCUUCUUCUUUAUCUUCGCUCUUUUCACAAUCAAAGUACAAGACAGCACGAGCUGCCGGGCACACGUCCAUAACGGGUUCUGGUUCAUGAAAUUUGCGGUGCUGCUCGCCUGCUGCUCAGGAGCCUUCUUCAUUCCAGAUCAGGAUACAUUCCUCAAUGUGUGGCGUUACGUCGGGGCAACAGGAGGAUUUCUCUUCUUGGUCAUCCAGCUCAUCCUCCUGGUGGAGUUUGCCCACAAGUGGAACAAAAACUGGAGUUCAGGUACGAAGCACAACAAGCUGUGGUAUGCAGCUCUGGCCCUGGUCACUCUCGUUCUGUUCUCCGUGGCCGUGGGGGCCCUGAUUCUGAUGGGUAUAUUCCACACCCAUGCAGAGGGCUGCACACUCAACAAGAUCUUCCUGGGGGUCAAUUCUGGCCUUUGCCUAUUCGUCUCCAUACUGGCCAUCACUCCAUGCAUUCAGAAACAUCUACCAAACUCGGGUCUGCUGCAGUCAGGAGUUAUCAGUGUGUACGUCAUGUACCUCACAUACUCGGCACUGGCGAGCAAACCUGCAGAACAAAUUAAGGGGCCAAAUGGUAAUAACAUUACCAUCUGUGUCCCUUCCUUCAGCUCGGGCCUAGACGAUGAUAACAAGCUAGUUUCAACUCUGGGCACCAUUAUAUUGUUUGGCUGUGUUCUGUACUCCUGUCUGACCUCUACAACACGAUCAAGCACAGCAGCUCUGCGGGUGUGCAAGACCACUGUCCCUGACAACGAGGUGGCACGUUGUUGUUUCUGCUGUGGCCCAGAAGAUGAUGGUGAUUAUGAAGUGGAUAAUAAACACGGAGGGCAGGCAGUAAUAUAUGAUGAGAAGGAAGGCACGGUCUACAGCUAUGCGUUUUUUCACUUUGUCUUCUUCCUCGGGUCUCUUUACGUCAUGAUGACUGUCACUAACUGGUUCCAUUUCGAUGAUGCGAAAAUUGAGAAGCUGUUCCAUGGGAGCUGGUCCACCUACUGGAUCAAGAUGGCUUCCUGUUGGGCCUGUCUCCUGCUCUACACCUGGACCCUCAUUGCCCCCAUUGUCUGCCCAAAAAGGGAGUUCAUCAACUGAGGGACUCUGAGCACUACCUUCCUCUUCUUACUGUCAACUGGUUUUGUGUGAACAUGUUUUAAACUCCUAAAGCAUUAUAUAUAGGUACCUUUUUAAAAAAAAAAAAAAAAAAAAGAUUUGCCAGUCAGUAGUAACUGUGUGAGAUGUGUGUUCUUGCAAGCCAUAUAGACUUCCCUAAAGGAUAUCUUGUUCACUUUCCAAUCUCCUCGCUCUGUGAGGAUUCAGGACAGCAAUGGUCUCAAGGCAGGCAGCCACUUUCAAAGGAUUGUGUUACAAUUCAUUUGGUGAAGAGAAAGCUCUCGGAAAGAAACACCAGCAAGCCUCCUGCCUCUUGCCUUGCUUGGAUUUUAGGUCAAACACAAAGCUUGUGGAACUGUGUUUUUUUUUAUUCUCACAAUAGUGUAAUGUAGUACAUUUUAUAUUUUAAAUUACAUGACCAGGAAUAAUAAGAAAUAUACAAAUAAGUGACCACAGACACAAGUGAAUAAUGUCUAAUAUUGUUUGGGGCCAAUAACUGUUAGUUAUAUGUACUGCUCUGGUUAUUAUGAGCUGUAUGACUGUUUUUUUUUUUAUUAUUAUUAUUUAUUUGUUUUAACAAGUUUGAAAGCCAUAACCAAAAAAAAGGGAUUGUAUUGUAUUUCCACAAAGAAACAGGGAUCAAAUAUUAAGUUUCUUUUCUAAAAAAAAUAUCCAUUUGAAAAAAAAAAAUUCUUCAGGGGUUUACAGUAAAGGAUUUGUCUUUCUUAAUUGUGUGAAUUCAGGUUAUUCCUUCUUUCCGUACAUGUCUUUAGUUUGCAUGUUUAACUGAAAACAAAGCAUUCUGUUCUGAACACAUCAUA
This is a messenger RNA of Acipenser ruthenus (sterlet), 2694 nucleotides long. Its product is annotated as serine incorporator 5. NCBI's taxonomy places the organism in Eukaryota, Metazoa, Chordata, Actinopteri, Acipenseriformes, Acipenseridae. The coding region runs from base 470 to 1855 and encodes 461 amino acids. Gene Ontology annotation, cellular component: membrane. The record is from RefSeq and is a predicted model, not a curated record. The transcript has 12 exons.